Molecule: messenger RNA, 3664 nt
Organism: Mustela lutreola (European mink)
Lineage: Eukaryota; Metazoa; Chordata; Mammalia; Carnivora; Mustelidae
Gene: EPHX4
Product: epoxide hydrolase 4
Exons: 7
Coding region: 106-1194 (362 amino acids)
Molecular function (GO): hydrolase activity
Source: RefSeq, a predicted model, not a curated record
CGGGCCUGGCGCGCGCCGCGCCGGCUGUCUCGCUCCGGAGCCCGAGCGAGCGCGGCUGCUCCCGCGUCCCCGAGGGGCAGCGGGCCCCGCCGCCGGCCCUGCCCGAUGGCGAGGCUGCGGGAUUGCCUGCUCCGCCUGACGGUCACGAUCCGGUCCCUGCUCUUCUGGUCCCUGGUCUACUGCUACUGCGGGCUCUGCGCCUCCGUCUACCUGCUCAAACUUUUGUGGAGCAUCGGCAAGGGACCCGCGCAGACCUUCCGGAGGGUCGCCCGGGAACACCCUCCCGCGUGUCUGAACGACCCCUCUUUGGGUACCCACUGCUACGUGCGGAUCAAGGAUUCGGGGUUAAGAUUUCAUUAUGUUGCUGCUGGUGAAAGAGGCAAACCACUUAUGCUGCUGCUGCAUGGAUUUCCAGAAUUCUGGUAUUCUUGGCGUCACCAACUAAGGGAAUUUAAAAGUGAAUAUCGAGUUGUAGCGCUUGAUCUGAGAGGCUAUGGAGAAACAGAUGCUCCCAUUCAUCGAGAAAAUUACAAAUUGGACUGUCUAAUUACAGAUAUAAAGGAUAUUUUAGACUCUUUAGGAUAUAGCAAAUGUGUUCUUAUUGGUCAUGACUGGGGGGGGAUGAUUGCUUGGCUAAUUGCCAUCUGUUAUCCUGAAAUGGUGAUGAAACUUAUUGUUAUUAACUUCCCUCACCCAAAUGUAUUUACAGAAUAUAUUUUACGACACCCUGUCCAGCUGUUCAGAUCCAGCCAUUAUUACUUCUUCCAAAUACCAUGGUUCCCAGAAUUUAUGUUCUCAAUAAAUGAUUUUAAGGCUUUGAAACAUUUGUUCACCAGUCACAGCACUGGCAUUGGAAGAAAAGGAUGCCGAUUAACAACAGAAGAUCUUGAAGCUUAUAUUUAUGUCUUCUCCCAGCCUGGAGCAUUAAGUGGCCCAAUUAACCAUUACCGAAAUAUCUUCAGCUGCCUGCCUCUCAAACAUCACAUGGUGACCAUUCCAACACUACUACUGUGGGGAGAGAAAGACGCAUUUAUGGAGGUUGAGAUGGCUGAAGUCACAAAGAUUUAUGUUAAAAAUUAUUUCAGGCUAACUAUAUUGUCAGAAGUCAGUCAUUGGCUUCAGCAAGAACAACCUGACAUAGUAAACAAACUGAUAUGGACAUUUCUGAAAGAAGAAACAAGAAAAAAAGAUUGAUUUUCUAUAUCUUCUAUGAGGGGUCUAUAAUGAAAUCUCUAAAUAAUUUUUAAUAAUUGUUCAUCAACCUCUUUAAGCUUCAUUAGGAAAAAAUGUUUUAAUAUGCUUUAUCAUAAAUAUCCCAACAAAUGAUAUUGAAAAAAAUCUGAGAAUGUGUGGAUUUGUAACAUGAUGUUGAUUUUCUUCUGUUGAAUUUUGCACGGGAAAGCAUCUGCCUUAAAAUGUAUACAUUGGUACAAAAAGGAAGUUGGGGCAAGUGGCUUAGUUUUUAUUUCCUGCAUUCUUUACCCUGUUAACAUCUGGUGCCUUUUAUAAAUGUAUAUUAAAGAUUAGCUGUGCCAUGUUUAAAAAGGCAAACCUGCAAUGGUAUAAAUUUUCAUUUUAUUGUUCAAAACUUCUUUUUACUAUUUUUCAACCAUUAAAAAAUUCUAUUGUCAAAUCUCUUGGAUUUAUAAUAUGCUUAUGAGUUUGAAGGCAAAGAUGAUUAGAAGAAUAUGCAUUCUUAAAACAAGUCAUAAAUUCUAUUUAUACUGGAAAGAUUAACAAGAGAUAAUGUAGAGAUUCUCAUGUAUAUGUGUGUGUAUUUAAUACUGCAAAGUUGGAAAGCACAUCUAUCAAAUUACUUAUCUUAAUUUUCCAGCUAAACUGGUAAGAGAUUUAGAUGAAAGAUCAAAAUAUCCUUUUGUCCCUAUUAUGCAACCAGAAUUGAAUUCUGUACUUCCUAUGUGCAGUAGAAUCUAAGCUCCACAAAGCAUAAAUUUUUUACUGUUUUAUUACCUGACACAUAUCCAACAUCUGGAAUAAGGGCCUGGCUCCAUUGUGAGCACUCACUUACCUGUUUAAUGAAUAAAUAAAUAUCUGACACACUGUUAGGCAAAUAUAAAGGAAAGAUGGCAUGGUAAUAUGGAACUUUCCUUAGGAAGUAUACACAGGAAAGAAAAAAAAAAGAAGUAUACACAGGGGCACCUGGUGGCUCAGUCAGUUAAGCGUCCACCUUCUGCUCAGGUCAUGGUCCCAGAGUCCUGGCAUUGAGCCUUGCGCUGGGGCCCCCUGCUUCUCACCCUCCUCCCCACUCAUGCUCUCUCUCUCUCUCUCUCGCUAUCUCUGUCUCUCUCUCUCAAACAAAUAAAUAAAAUCUUUUUUUUUAAAGAUUUUAUUUAUUUAUUUAUCAGAGUGAGCACAGGCAGAUAGAGUGGCAGGCAGUGGCAGAGGGAGAAGCAGGCUCCCCGCUGAGCAAGGAGCCCGAUGCAGGACUUGAUCCCAGCACAGGACGCUGGGAUGAUGACCUGAGCCGAAGGCAGCCGAAGGCACCUAGGCGUCCCAAAUAAAAUCUUAAAAAAAAAAGAAGUAUACAGAGAAUGUAGUUAAGUUAAACAAGGAUUCAAGAGUAGUAACAAACAUUACAAAUAGGAGUGGGAAGACUUACAGAAGAGAGAAUGAUACAAGCUCAAGGUAGUACUACCCAUUCACUUGGGUUGGUCUCAUCUGGCAUCGGAGACAACCAGUAACAUUGCCAAAUCAUGUCUCCUUAGAGGCUACAGCUAUGUUCCCAACUAAGACUAAGUUGGUGAAAAAAUGUCUCCCUCACUAAGUGUAGUUCUGAUAGUGACAGAAGAAAGUGGAAUGUUCUUAAGAAUUCUCAUUAUUGUAUCUUAAGCAACUUUUAUUUAUUAAUAAAAACCCAACUUUCUAUAUACAUUUUUGCUUGUGCUUCAUAAUAACAUUACAAGAUAGAGGGUAUUACCAGUUUACAGAUGUGAAAAAUAAGGUUGGCCAAUGCCCGUGGUAUAAUUGUUAGAAGCAGAAUCUGACCUAAAUUCAUUUGGUUAUAAAGCCUCUAAUCUUUCCAAUAAGAUAACAGGCUCUGUAUCUACACUGUUUUGUUUUACUGGUAACCUGAUGUGCUCCAAUAAAUAGAAACAUCUCUCAGAAACCUAUAAUUUGACUUUUAAUUCUGGGGAAAGGAAUUUAAAUCAGUAAUUAGCAAAUUAGCAUUGUCAGAGUUGCAAAUGUUACAAGGUAUAGAAGAGAGCCUGGUUCACAGCGACUUUGAUUAUGCUUCCCUCUUGAUCAUUUCUGAAUGGCAGCAAGAAAGGGAAGAAUAGGACUUUGACUGUUUAUGUUGACCCAGUAAAAUAAUCCUGACUUGCUUUACUGAAAACUGGUUACUGACUAAGGUGAUUUUAAGGUUUGUUGUUGUUAUUUAUAUCAGUUUGGAAUGGUGACUGGUUCAUGUGGACUCAUGUUAAUAAUAUGAAUCAAAUGUGCUAUGGCUAAUUCCAGCCCAUGAUAAUGGAUGUAUUCUAAUUUGCUAUGUAUGUAGAAGAGGGCUUGUAACAGAUAUAAAGGCUCAUGGGUGCCAUCAGUUAAACCUCUUAGCAUAAAGAGAUAUCAUGGUCUCUGUAGAGAUCAAUUUGUAGGGAGAGUAAAUGAAUUUGGCUUACCAACUCCCAAAACAUUUCACAGUAAG